UAUCUACGCGCCAUCUGCUGCCGCCACUGCAUUACCUACACAAACUGCAGAAUGCCAGCAUAAUUACCACCGCAACAAAUUCAUGCAAGCAGCCUCAGAGCAUCCCCGCUCGCUUGCCACCAUGACCCUGCUGCACACAAGCUUAACCCCGCCCCUCUCAUCAUCAGUGACACCUACCAACCCCCCCAUAACCGCAACGCCCCACCCAUCAACAGACAUGGACAACGACACCCUACGCACCCUGGCCAACGAUGUGCACCGGGACACCCUUGCCGCGAUUCUCAACUUCCACUUUCAAGUCAAGGACCUUACCAACGCGCAGAAGGCGGCACUGGCGGCCAUGGGCGAGGACACGCGCGACGUGUACUCAAUUUCCUACGAGUCCACGCACGAGAAGCGGCUCCUGGAGGAGGGCGAGUACUGGGAGCUGGAGGUGACGGGCCCCGAGGCGUUCUGCAUCAACAUCACGCCGCUGCCGCGACUGCCGCCGCCCGGCCUGCUGCAACAGCUGGAGAAGGCGCCCUUCUGGACCCUAAACAAGGUCAACGGCAAGCAGAGUCCGAUAGCGCAGCAGCUCCUGGACUCGGCCAUCGUAACCGUACAGGGCCGGUUCCAGAAGAUCCACAAGCUCAUGAGCGACAAGACGGAGGAGCACUGCAAGCAGCAGGGAAUCCAGUACGACGCUACAGCUGUCUCCCGCUUCCUGCUGGCGGAUGCCGACGGCAACGUGGAUGACGCGUGCAAAAUCGCGCCCAACCAGCUCAAGUACUUCUUCUUCACCCGGUCGGACGCGUCAAUGAAGUACCAGCCCCUGUCCUCGCUACUGCCCACCAGCGGCAGCGCCAGCUCCGGCACCGCCGCCUACGCCAUCGGCGACCUGACGGUUGCCCCUGCAGACGACGUCACCCGGAUGGUCAUGACAACGGUGACGCCUUCCGGCCUGUGCAAGCAGCUGGAGCUCCUCACCGGCGACUGCAUCACCAAGAUGGACGGGCCCAACUACGCGCACCCGGAGGCGCCCGUGUACGCCAUGGUGGCGGCCACCACCACGCCGCAGGGAGGCGACGCACUGGCCCGCGUGGAGCAGACACUAAGCCUGGCGGGCCUGCCCGACACGCCGGGCAAGCAGCACCCCCUGCGUGUCGCCCUCGACGUGCUGCAGCUGGAGGCGUGGUACAAGCUGGCCAGCGCGCGCGCACCCUGCGUCAUUACGAAGGCUGGCCCCGCCACGGCCGCGGCAAUGGACAUCGAUGACGAGGAGGAGGGAGACGCGUAAGUCGUCUACCAAGCAACACCAGCGACGCCAUACAUACUCGCGGGACCUGGACCCCUCCGGCUGGGCUCACCCGAUGGAGGACUACACGCUCGCGUGGAGGGUGCUGGGAAGCUGGGCCAGCAAGACACCGGUAUGACGCCAAGGGAAGCUAUGAACAGCAUAUCAAGGGCAAACACUGCACUCUGCCGUGAGCAAGAUAGCACCCAAAGGACGAACGGGUGCACUCAUAGUAUGGAAGGAGACGAUAGAGCCAAUGGAUGGACACGUUUUUGGGCCUACAACACCGUGGCCUAUGUAAGGCAGAGAGAUGUGACGCAACCGGAACUUAGCGUGUUGAGAAGUAGUAAGACGAACAAGAUAGUCAACCCGAGGCCUGCGACUUACGAUGGCCACCUUGCGUUUGAGAAUCCAGACGGACAGGUAGCCGUGAGCCACGCUGGAAUUAAGCUGCGGAGUAAUACGACUUCUGAUGGGCAGACAGGCACCUAUUCACCAGGUAGGUAUUUGCAGGCGGAUAUGCUGCCGAACUCAGAGGCGACCUCAGCUGUAGGUGUUUGGAUAAGAGACGAGGAGAGA
Molecule: messenger RNA, 1852 nt
Organism: Chlamydomonas reinhardtii
Lineage: Eukaryota; Viridiplantae; Chlorophyta; Chlorophyceae; Chlamydomonadales; Chlamydomonadaceae
Exons: 3
Coding region: 218-1276 (352 amino acids)
Source: RefSeq, a predicted model, not a curated record